Messenger RNA from Phragmites australis (common reed), 2166 nucleotides. RefSeq names its product endoglucanase 16-like. Bases 327 to 1973 code for a protein of 548 amino acids. Gene Ontology annotation, molecular function: hydrolase activity, hydrolyzing O-glycosyl compounds. The record is from RefSeq and is a predicted model, not a curated record. The transcript is spliced from 5 exons. Gene Ontology annotation, biological process: carbohydrate metabolic process. Lineage: Eukaryota; Viridiplantae; Streptophyta; Magnoliopsida; Poales; Poaceae.
GCCUCGGCCCGGCGCGACCCCGCCCACCCGUUCAGUUCAACGCGGCGGAGCUGGCACUCCUUCCCCUCCCCCUCCUCGCAUACAUAUAAGGCAGCUACGCUCCCCCGCAGAGUGGACAGCCCACCACACUCCACUCCGCCCGCCGCGAUCGAACGACCGACGGGUGCGGCUACCUGCUACGUACGCACACGUACCAACAACUCUCGGCGGGAUCCUACGUGCUCCAACGUACGGCGUCAGCAGCCGGACGCGCGAAGGUGUCUUCUGCUGAUCCAUGCGAAGGUCCUGCUGGGUGGGGGCAACAUAGUGGUACCGGUUCCACGGCGAUGAGGAGGAGCGCCACCGCUGCGGCGUUGGCCGGGUUGUGGCUCCGGCGGCCGGGCAGCCGGCUCGGAGGGGUUCUUGCCGUCGCGGUUCUUUUCGCCUCGGCGUUCUUGGGGCCGGCGGCCGCGGGAGGGAGGCACGACUACGAGGACGCGCUGAGGAAGAGCCUGCUCUACUUCGAGGCGCAGCGGUCGGGGCGCCUGCCGCACGGCCAGCGCGUCGCCUGGCGCGACCACUCCGGCCUCACCGAUGGCCUCGAGCAAGGAGUGGAUUUGGUGGGCGGGUACUACGACGCCGGCGACCACGUCAAGUUCGGCCUGCCCAUGGCCUUCACGGUCACCAUGCUCUCCUGGAGCCUCAUCGAGUACGGCGCCGACGUCGCGGCCACCGGCGAGCUCGCGCACGCGCUCGAGGCCAUCAAGUGGGGCACCGACUACUUCAUCAAGGCGCACACCAAGCCCGACGAGCUUUGGGCCGAGGUGGGCGACGGCGACACGGACCACUACUGCUGGCAGCGGCCGGAGGACAUGACGACGUCGCGGCAGGCGUACAAGGUCGACCGCGACCGCCCUGGGUCCGACGUCGCCGGCGAGACCGCGGCCGCCAUGGCCGCCGCGUCCAUGGUGUUCCGGGAGCACAACCCGCACUACGCCCACCUCCUCCUGCACCACGCACAGCAGCUCUUCGAGUUUGCGGAUAAGUACCGUGGCAAGUACGACAGCAGCAUCGCCGAGGUGAAGAGCUACUACGCCUCGGUCAGCGGCUACCACGACGAGCUCCUCUGGGCCGCGCUCUGGCUCCACCGCGCCACCGGCCGCGCCGGGUAUCUUGACUACGUCGUCAACAAUGCGGACGGCUUCGGCGGAACCGGCUGGGCCAUCACCGAGUUCAGCUGGGACGUCAAGUACGCCGGCGUCCAGAUCCUCGCCACAAGGCUGUUGCUCAGGGGCGAGCACUCGGCGCGCCACAGGGAAACGCUGGAGCAGUACAGGGUGAAGGCGGAGCACUAUGUGUGCGCGUGCCUCGGCAAGAACGCGGCCGUUGGCGCCGACGCCAACGUGGAGCGGAGCCCCGGCGGGAUGCUCUACGUGCGGCAGUGGAACAACAUGCAGUACGUGACCAGCGCGGCGUUCCUCCUGUCCGCCUACUCGGACUACCUCGCCGGCGCCGGCGCCGGCUCGUCGGGGGCAGUGACGUGCGCGGGCGGCGAGGCGGCGGGCGCGGGCGAGGUGUUCGCGCUGGCAAAGGCGCAGGUGGACUACGUGCUUGGCAGCAACCCGCGCGGGAUGAGCUACCUGGUCGGGUACGGCGCCAGGUACCCGGCCAGGGUGCACCACCGCGCCGCGUCCAUCGUGCCGUACAAGCACAGCAAGGAGUUCAUCGGCUGCGCGCAGGGCUUCGACGACUGGUUCGUCCGCAAGGGCGCCAACCCCAACGUCGUCAUCGGCGCCAUCGUCGGCGGCCCCGACCGCUGCGACGGGUUCAGGGACCACCGGGAGAACUACAUGCAGACGGAGGCGUGCACGUACAACACCGCGCCCAUGGUCGGCAUGUUCGCCAUGCUCAACAGGCUGGCCCGGCACGAGGCGUCACAACAACCAGAGAAUCGAAGUAGUCCUGCCACGGACCAAAGUGUAAAUAGUUACUAAUACAGGGGGAUUGUACAAUUUUGCUCCUAUUCUUUUGUUCAUUCUUUCUAUAGAUGUGAAGUGAAGGCACUCUUCACAGAAAAUUGUUUGUAUGCGAGGAAAAAAAAGAAAGGGCGGAGGCAUUUGGAAAGCAAAUGUAAAUCCCCCCCGGUAAAUACCAGAAAAGAAUAAUGUCUUAGUUUAUUUAUUUCAA